AUGAAGCCUAUGCUGGGUUCUUCUGCUUCAAGCCUCAUGAGUGCAUCGAGUAGUGGAAGCACUGGUAGUGCACAAGCCUCAGCUGGUCAACACACUAUAGCAGCUACACUUACAGCUGUGCAUAAAAUGGAUUCCGAAUUACGUUGCCCAUCUUGCAGGCGAUUUUUCCAAUGUCCUUUAUUGUUACCAUGUGGACAUUCCCUGUGCAAUUUAUGCGCAGCUGGAGCUCUACUCCCCGCUAGCGAACCAAGCAUAGCGGCAUCGAUUGCAGCAGCGCUGCACUUAUCAACAGCUGAGACGUUUAGUCCUGCUAGUGGUCCUCCUCAAUCCUCAUCCUCGUCUUCAUCGACAACAGGAAGUAGUAUAGGUUGUCCCAGUACUUCUAACUCACAAGGAAACACACAAAUUAUGGGUUGUACUUCCAACAUACCUUCAGAUUCUGAUCAAAUGAGUGUUGUUAGCGAGACGGAUUCUGGUGUAAUUGUUAGCAGUCGACCAGGUAGUUAUGUGGGAAGACUACCCGUUAUAAUAUGUUCAUCAACUUCAGGUUUAGGUCCGAGUCAAACCUACAGUAUCUCUUCAUCUUCAAUAAGUCAAGUUUCAAGUGGCUUAAUAUGUCCCAUAUGUAACCACGUCGUUGGUCUUUUUGAUGAUAAGGGACUAAGUCAUCUCCCGAGAAAUCGUGCUCUUGAACGGAUAAUAUCUAAAUUUGUAGGCCCUGAUCAAUCACCUCAUUCACUAAAAUUGAGUGCAGACUUGGAACCAUUUUUAUUAAACAAUAACACAGACCCAAUUAAUAGACCAGGUGGACCACUUUGCCAGUUAUGUGAAGAACCUAAUAUCCCAACGGAAAAUCCAUUAUCUUCAGAAACCAAUAAAACUGAAGUGAAUGAACAAAAUUGUUUAGCAACAUUUUGGUGUGAACAAUGUGAAAUAUUUUAUUGUACACGAUGUCGUGAAAAAUGUCAUCCAGCUCGUGGACCAUUAAAUCGUCAUGCAUUACAUUCAGCAACUGAAGGUGUAAAAAUAAUUAGACAAAAACAACGUAAUCAACCUACACCAUGUAUGUCACACUUAAAUAUAAUACCAAAUCUGUAUUGUGUUAAUUGUCAUAUACCGGUGUGUAAUGAAUGCAUAAGUAAUGAUAAUUCACAAACAUUUGAAACACAUUCAAAACAUGAAAUACUUCCAUUGAUUGGAGUCUGUAAAUCACGGAAAACUGAACUAUCUCAGUCACUUCAAGCACUAUCAGAAAGAGCUCGUUCAGCUACGGAGCACAUACAGCGUUUAAGAUCGAAGUCAGAAACCGUUAAUAGAAACCUUGCAGAUUCAGAAAAAGAACUUGUUGAACAACUAAACACAUUGAUUUCUGCUAUUGAAACAAAAAAACAAGAACUAACAGAACGUUUACGAGACGAAAGAACCAAACGUAUUCAUUGUCUCAAGGAACAAAUUAAUCGUGUCACAUCAUUAUUAACCAAAUCAACUGGUCUUAUUCAAUUUUGUAUAGAAAUGCUUAAAGAAAGUGAUCCAUCCGCAUUUCUUUUGGUAUCUCAAUCACUUAUCACACGUACUCAAAAUGCAGAACAAAAUUUUAUACAAGAACUUCAACAUACUUCAUCUACUAAUGAUAUUACUGGAUCUUUAUUAUCACUUGCUUUAUCAUCAAGUAAAGAUUAUUCACAUCAUUCACCUAAGAAAAGAACACUUAAAUCAAAUGAAGAGAUUUCUGGUAAAUACAACAAUCCUGCCGGUAAUGUUAGUGGGACAAGUACAUCUAAUCGAUUAAACAAAACAUUGGAUUUAUUAGGUGUGAAUAGUGUUGAUGCAAUACAUCGAGCAAUUUUAAAUUUAGGUUUAGAAGAAGAUCAAAAUACAAAAAGAACUGAAUAUUUCCAACUUAUCAAUCAAAAAAUUAACGAUGCUCCAGCUCCACCAGCGUUUCUUAUAGAAGAAUGCAUUUCAGAACGUAAUGUUAUUACUCUUGUGUGGCAACCCACAUCGUCUAUUCCCAUUGAUCGUUACACACUUGAAUUGGAUGAUGGAGCAGGUGGAACUUUCAGGAAAGUUUAUCGAGGUGUUGAAACAAUGUGCACUGUCGAAGGUUUACACUUUCGUUCCGUCUAUCGUGCACGCGUUAAAGCACACAAUCAAGCUGGUGAAAGUCAAUACAGUGAACGAAUUUGUCUACAGACAUCAGAUUUUACUUGGUUUCAUUUGGAUAUUCAUACUUCUGUACCAGAAAUUUUACUUACAAAUGGAAAUAGAACUGUUACUAGUCAAUUAUCUGAAGAUAGAGUAAUUCUUGGUUCAACUGGUUUAUCAAGAGGUGUACAUUAUUGGGAAUUCACUGUAGAUCGUUGUGAUCCUGGCGGACAACCUGCAUUUGGUAUAGCUAGAUAUGAUUGUAAUAAAGAAAUAAUGCUUGGUCUUGAUAUGAAAAGUUGGUCGAUCUAUUUUGAUUAUAAACGAAGUUGGUUUUUACAUAAUGGAGAACAUUUUGAACGAACUGAUGGUGGAAUACAUGCUGGUAGUGUAGUUGGUAUUCGACUGGAUUGUAAUAGAGGCAGUUUAUCUUAUUAUUUAAAUGAUCAACCGCAUGGUCCAAUUGCAUUCACUAAUUUGCCAAAUGGGAUUUAUUAUCCAGCUGUCAGUUUAACAAGAGCUAUUCAACUAACUUUACAUUCUGGCUUAGAAGCUCCUAGUGAGAGUGAAGAAAGUGAUGAAGAUAGUUCUGGUGGUGGAACAGGAACUGAAACCACUUCUAUGGCAACCACUGUUUUAACCCUACCAUCUACAUUACAAAGCAAAGGAUUAAGGCAAUGAAUUUAUUGACAUGAAUUAUUAACUAGAUAAUCUGCCUGUAAGUUUAUUUGUUUUUCCAAAUAUUUACUUGUAAACAAU
Molecule: messenger RNA, 2904 nt
Organism: Schistosoma bovis
Lineage: Eukaryota; Metazoa; Platyhelminthes; Trematoda; Strigeidida; Schistosomatidae
Source: the annotation of a GenBank genome assembly